UAUCGAUCUACUACUUUCCUCCUGUUUAUACUAAAAGUAUCAUAUACUUCCUAUCACCUAUUGAUAAUACUUAAUUCGUUCCUAUCUCGAUAUCAACUACCGUUUAACCCUCCAACGGUAGACAGACAGACAGACAGACAUCCAUACACAUCCUCCAUCCGCCACUCGGGUAUACAUUCAAAACCUACUACCACCACACAAACAACAGAAAACCUAUACAUUCAGUCAACAUGCAACUCCUCAAUUACCUCCCCGUCGCUCUCACCACCCUCGGCCUCACAGCCUCCGCCUCUCCUCUUCGUCGUGCCGACAGCCCAGCCCUAACCUGGCACGUCUCCAACUUCACCACCGGCUGCUCCCCGGCCGCCUGUACCUACUCUUUCAACAUCUACGGCGUCGCCACCGCCAACACCCCCGGGUUUAACGCCACCUGCACUGGUAACUCCAACAACACCGCCCUGACUGCAUGUGGUGGCAACCCCCAGGUCCAGUCGCGCAUCCAGCCCGCUACUUACCCGGAAUGGAACAUUCGGGUCGAGCAUGCUUGGACCCUGCCCGGCGACAUGGAAUUCUAUGCUUAUGGAGAGACCAAUGUCACCUCUCCGACACCGAGGUUCACCAUCCCUGUUACGGAGGAGUAUGGUGUUGCUUAAAUGCUCCUAGUGGGCUCGGUGGAAAAGGGGGGUAGGAAGUCAAUGACUUGAGGUCAUGAAUGGGUACUACAGUAUAGAUGAUGAAGGAUGGAAAGAGAGAAAAAUAAGUAUAUGCCUUUUUGUUUAUGUAUCAUAUUGAUUGGAUUUGAUGGGCUGGCUCUUAAUGGCUGUUUACAAAGUUGGUUUCAUUGGGUUUAUGAAUAGGGUUGAGGAUCUAAUGUCUGGUUACAGGAUGGUCUCUGGUCAUGAUGAUUGAUAGAUAGAUAGAUUGAUCUGGAAAGAUAUCAAUUAGUAUAGUUGAAUAUACCAAUAUACCAAUACCAACAU
Molecule: messenger RNA, 980 nt
Organism: Aspergillus welwitschiae
Lineage: Eukaryota; Fungi; Ascomycota; Eurotiomycetes; Eurotiales; Aspergillaceae
Exons: 1
Coding region: 231-653 (140 amino acids)
Source: RefSeq, a predicted model, not a curated record